CUAGAACAAGUCGUAUAAUUUACUGAUAUUAAAUUAUAUCAGCAAUUUCAACCGUAACAACAAUAUUUUACAAUGGCUAGGUACAUGAGGCCCCCUAACCCAUCACUCUUCAUUAGAAACAUCUCCGACGAAUCCAGGCCAGAGGAACUACGCCGUGAAUUUGGUCGUUAUGGGCCUAUUGUAGAUGUCUACAUUCCACUUGACUUCUCUACACGGCGACCAAGAGGAUUUGCUUACAUUCAAUAUCCUUUAUACUCAUGUAAUGUAUUAAUGAACAUGUCUUUCAUUCGGUGCAUUAUUAUUAUUCACACGUGGGGUCAUAUUGACAAUGUCACACGUCUUGAGUUUGCCUACUGUUUUGAAGUAUCGUAUAUUUGUCAUAAAAGUAGGCUAUACUGGUUUAUGGGAGGGGAACAUUGAAUGUUGUUAAACACAGUAAAAUGUGUACAGACAUGAAUCAACAUCUCCUCUUCUAACUAAAAUUGCUUCUGUUACCCUAGAAAUGUUAGACGUACAGUUCUGGAGAAACCCCAACAAAGAAUGUAAAGACUGGUGUAGUGUAGUUUCAAGCCAAAGGGACCAUAAUGAUUUCAGGCAACAGGAAAUAGUGGGAGAAGAACACAAAGAGCAAAGUUAAAGCACGAAGAUACAAGGAGGCGAAAAGAGGGCACGAAGGCAGCCGUUUGUCUACCAAAGAAAGGAAAAUAAAAGGAUGUAUUGGGCGAAGACAAGCCGGAAAUCUCAAGUUCUUCUGCCAAGCAGUUAAAGAGCAUAAAGGUCAAGCUGAAGCUCAAAGGUCAAGCAUGUUAAAGGUAACAAGCUUAAUGUUUUGUAUCCUACCAAAUAGAACCCUUGCUCUUCACCUCCAGACAUUUUUGCUCUGUGUGUUCUGUGUACGAAAGGGCAAGACAAUUCUAACUUUAAUUGUAAGAAAGUUUACUGAAAUAAGAUUUCAAUGUUGCAUUUGUAUGGCCUUUGUUCUCGUUUCCUCACGAAAUUUGAACAGACGUUUCAGCUUCAUGUUUUUAAUCUUUUAGCUUACUAUUAUCCCAUGUUGGCACACAAUUGACUUAGCAAUUUGAAGCGUCCAGCCUCUUUACUGAAUUUUUUUAAUACUUUCGUAGUUGUAUGUGUGCAUACAUGUCUCCCCAUUUCCACAAGUGAAAGUAAAAAGCCUUAAGUCUGUAGCACAUUCGAGGACGUGCGAGAUGCAGAGGAUGCCCUCCACAACCUGGACCACAAGUGGGUGUGUGGUCGACAGAUCGAGAUCCAGUUUGCACAGGGUGACCGAAAAACCCCCAACCAGAUGAAGACUAAGGAGAGCUCUCCUCGCAGAGGGUCCCGCAGCAGCUCCUUCUCCCGCUAUGACGACUACGAACGCGGCGAUGGCCGACGCAGACGCUCUCGCAGUCGCAGCUAUGAAAGGCGCCGGUCACGCAGCCCUUCCUGCGACCGCCGUCCUCGGAGGUCGGAGAGCCCUAGAGACUCUCGAUCAUAUGGCAGGCACAGGCGAAGCAGAAGCCAUGAAAAUGACAGGUACAGGGGCCCUCCACGUGAACACCACAGGAUGCACCACGCACCCCCGUCUCGUAACCGCUCCGCAUCCCGCUCCCCCUCUCCUCCCAGAUCCAGGCCCAAAGACACAAAGUCUCAGUCCAAAUCCCCCAGCCCCGUCAAGGACUUCCACCCCUCUUCUGGCUCCCAGAAACAGGCCUGUCGACGCUCCUACUCCAGAUCUGUGUCCCGAUCUCGCUCCAGAUCCUAGGACCCCACCACCUUCAAACCCUGUUAUUCUGUAGCUAAAGGUGUUUUUGUUCAACACUACAACAUAUGAAUAUGGUAUCUAGGGAGUGGUUAUUACACACCCCACCUCGGUUCAUUAGUUGAGUUAACAUGAUAUCUCUGGGCUGAUGCCAUACAACAGGAGAGCUGGUUGUCCCUACAGAUGGAUAGUACUUUUUUAUGUUAGUUCAGUUUCAUUCACCUCUGAAAAACAUUGGCUGUCUUCAAUUUACAUUCAUAUCGGUUUAAUUCUAUUAAUUGAGAACCCAAUGGAUUUAAGUUCAGCACAUAAGAAUUGGUCAACUAUGAAAUGCAAAUGUACAGUUUUGGGCUAACGGGUAUUAACCUCUGGCUACAGAAGAGGUUAAGAGUCCAAAAACCCAUUUAUAAGAAAAGAGAAGUUAUAAAUCUGGAGUUAGCAGCGAUAUCUAGCCAUCAAGUUAACUGCUAUUAUUUUUGUACAUUUGAUGUUGCUAAAAUCUCCUGCAUUUAUUUUUUUUGUUGAUCAAUUGUUAUUUUUUGUGUUCAAAUCGAGCAGCAGUGUUUUCUUUUUGUGGAUUAAAAAUGUUAUGUUUUAACUUUUCUAAUCAUC
Salmo salar (Atlantic salmon) is the source of this 2374-nucleotide messenger RNA. RefSeq names its product 35 kDa SR repressor protein (gene srr35). Gene Ontology annotation, molecular function: RNA binding. The record is from RefSeq and is marked provisional. NCBI's taxonomy places the organism in Eukaryota, Metazoa, Chordata, Actinopteri, Salmoniformes, Salmonidae.